AUGGUUGACACAGAACGGGAUGCUCGAGCUAAGGAGCGAACAAUUCUACGUCGAGAUGGCAUAGUGGCUAGGAUUCGCCAUAUUCAUCAACUGGCUUCUAGCUUAGCAACUGACCAGGCUGUUCGGCCUCAGUUAGCUGUUGCUAUUCAGGACCUGGAUGCAUUGUGGGCCAGUUUUGAGGUAGAAAAUAAUGGAUUGUUGUCAAUCUUAUCUGAUUUGGAUUUGCUGACCGAGUUUCCGGUAGGGUUGGAGGUUGAGGUCCGGUCAUUGGUAGUGGAAAUUAAGGCUGUGUGGAAUGAAGCGCAACCAGCUUCAUGUAUGAGCAUUGGUACUGUUCAGCGAGUGACGUAUGAGACCACCGGUGACAAUUCGAGUACUUCUGUUGGGUCGUCCAAAGAUUGUCCUGUACCAUAUGCGCCUUCACCUUCGGCAACCAUGAGACUACCUGAAAUUCCCCUUCCAUAUUUCGACGGUGAAUGCCAGAACUGGCCAGCUUUUAGGGACUUAUUCGGCAAUUUGGUAGCCAAUAAUGACAAGAUUCUUAAUGUAACCAAGUUUUAUUAUUUGGUCGGGUGUCUUCACCCCGAUCCCCAGGAAGUGAUCAAAGGGUUUUCCAUUUCGAACGAGUCUUUCACCCUCGCCUGGGAUGCGUUGGUCGAACGCUAUGACAAACCGCGCAGGUUGGCGUCGUCAAUCAUCGACAAGUUGAUAAACGCUCCUGUUGCUAGUUCGGAGAAUCAUGCUGCUCUGCAGAAGUUCCUAUCAGUUUUUGAUGAAAAUAUUGCAAUUUUGGAAUCGCUUCGGAUUCCAGAUUUAGCGUCGUUCUUGUUGUUCUCGUUGGCUGCUCGGUGCUUACCUACAUUUUCUAGACGUCAGUUCGAGUCUGAAAAUAACGAAGAGUAUCCAUCGAUCCAGAGAGUGAUCAAGUUUGUCAAGGCAAGGAUCCAGGUUAUCGAGAACGCUGGUGUACAGCCGUCAGGAAGUUCGUCCAGACUAAGCUAG
Molecule: messenger RNA, 1002 nt
Organism: Macrosiphum euphorbiae (potato aphid)
Lineage: Eukaryota; Metazoa; Arthropoda; Insecta; Hemiptera; Aphididae
Source: the annotation of a GenBank genome assembly